Marchantia polymorpha subsp. ruderalis is the source of this 3096-nucleotide messenger RNA. Lineage: Eukaryota; Viridiplantae; Streptophyta; Marchantiopsida; Marchantiales; Marchantiaceae. The record is from the annotation of a GenBank genome assembly.
GCUGCUGUUUUCAACACAGAGGAGAAGGCGGGAGAAAGUUCCAGCUGCCGCAGACGGCGUUCUGUCAUUAGCUCCGAUGGACGUGUAGCUCAAAAGACUUGGAUGUACGCUCUUCCAGUGGAUCGGCGGGUCGGGGGCUCGUCGAAGUGAUCGACUGGUGCGGAAGCCAAAUAUGGGAAUGAACAGCAGUGCAUGGUAACAAUUGAAAUAGCUGAGAAGGAGCAGAGUGAAAUCCGCAGGGAGCGUGAGCGGUUGUCGCCCAAGGAAGCAAAUCCCGGGCCAUGGAUGAACUCGAAGCUGAGCAACGACAGCGGUUUGAGGUGCGCAGCACAAGAGGACCCACCGGGCGAUUGCGAGCCAUCCUUUAGCGUUCGCUGCUUGAAAGAAGGAGGUGAAGAAGUGGGCCCCGGCUCUUCUCCCUGCGCUUCUGAGCAGCGGGCACCGUUGGUUCUGGGCUGUGUCGCAUGUAUAGUAGGCAUCGUAUCUUCCCUUCAGUUGCGGGUGGGUUUCAGAGGACGAAUCAGCGCCCGCUGCCUUUUGCUGCCGCACCAAUCUGAGCAAAGUUCCUCGUUUUCGUCCUUUGGUGGCUCUAUGAGGACGCUUCUCCAUCCGAUGUGCACCCCUCCUCCUCGACCGAAGUGGGUGCGCUGCUUUUGAUUUAGCCGGAAACCAGGCGCUUGCACCCAAAGACUAGAGACGCGCAGGUUGUGUUCCGUCAUCAUUGUCGUACCAAUGCCCUUACCUCACGAGAAAGGGGUCCUCAUGCACUGCGUUUGCCUCAAUCGCUAGACCGGGUCGGUCACCCUGUGCGUGCACUAAAGUCUAUCGUACUGUGGUUUUCGAUAUCUUCUUUGCGAUUGCUCGAUUGCACCCGUUGGAAGUCGUAUCUACGCUCUCCCCUCACUCGUAUUCUCGUGCUUUUCAAGAGGUAUGAGAUUUUCGUGUCCCGUUAAUUCGGAGCAUUUUCGGUAGAGAAUGGGGUGAGUCUGCGUGCCGUGCAUCUUUUCGACCUAGCAUUAGGUGGUUCGUACCGAAUUCCGGUCAUGCGGAGAAAUACGACGGCCAGCAUGCGGAGUAGUGUUUGGCUGCCUUCUGGUUGAAGAACGGGAGCCCUUUGAAGUGCUGCGAAGACUUACUGCCCGAACUUCGGAGGAUCGCAUGGUUCUGACCCUGAAGAUGUUGCUGCGGAGCAGUUCGACUCCCCUUCUAACAUCCUUGACUGGCGUGCCUCUGGCUUCGCUUCCCUAUACCUGGACAGGUCGGGAUGUCGAACGAGAGAAGGAGUCACCGCGGCGUCCUGGCUUGCACAGGUCCGUCUCUUUCUCUUCAGUUGCCCUAGUUUCAGGAGCAUCUUCUCCAAUAUCGCAGCAUGUCGGUCUGGUUGACGAUAACCGCUCCGUGGAUGGUUCGGAGUGGGACUUCAGUGGAGACGUUGUACCUUGGCCUAGAUUCAAAAGGGUUCAAUCUGAAGGUGAACUCGAGGUCCUCAGUCCAGGGUCCUCCUUGAUCGCAGCCGCCGAAUCUCUAUUACCUCCUCCGUCGAGGAAUGGAAACUCGGAGACUAAUUUUGAUGGGGAUAAGAAGUUCAGUACUAUCGGACGACAGUGGAGUCGUCGAGUUUUACUACGGAGGCAGUCGUCAUUGAGUGUGAUCCCCUCUAACAGCGAGGGCUCUAGCAGCUGCGCGUCCGAAUCGGAGGAUGUUCAAAUUGAAUCGCUGGAAGGUGUGGAAAUAGAUACUCCAGGUUUUAACGACGUAGUCGAAGAUGAAAUUCCCGAUUAUGGCACCUCCAGUGGUAACGAGGGUUUCCGCGGGUCGGAUUACCUCACUCAGAUGGGAGAAUACUCUUUGCUGAAUCCGAAUUCGACGAAAGCUAAUUGUCUUAACGCUUGUGAUGCGGACGCCGGGAGUUCUGACGGUCUAGAAUCAGAGUUUCGAUUGGCCUCCGAAGCCACUCAAGGUUUUUCUGCCAAGCUGGCAUGGGGGUCCGGAAGAGAUGGCAGCGGCUAUCACGGUGCCAGUGAUGGCGAAGGGUACACAUCAAUUGCAACUGCGGCAAAUGGAAACCUUCUGAUUUGCAACUCACGAGGUUGCAAGCCAGUGACGAACUCCGAUCACGUCGGUCCAAUGUUCAUAGCUGGCGGGUUUGGAAUGGGCGGUGGCGGUGGUAGUGGGCGCAAUGGCAGCGUCGGUACCAGUGGGGGCUCAGGACGCGGCGACUCACUGGGAACGGACGCCUACUACAAACGAGCUCUGGAAGCUGACCCUGGACAUCCUCUACUUCUUCGAAACUAUGCCAAGUUUUUGCAUGAGGUGAAGCGCGACACCUCGAAAGCGGAGUCUUACUAUGAGAGGGCCAUACUAGCUAAUCCAGGUGAUGGCGAAGUGCUUGGACUGUACGCGAAGCUCAUCUGGGAUGUCUACAAAGAUGAAGAAAGAUCUGGAAGCUACUUUGAGCAAGCCUUGCAGGCGGCUCCUGAUAAUUCUUAUGUUGUGGCCGCUUAUGCCUCCUUCAUGUGGGCUUCGGACGAUGUCGAGGAGAGUCCAGAGCAGCUGCUGCACUGCAGUGGACAAGGUGCUGGUUUGCCUUCACGAUACAGUUCUGUAACAUCGUAGCAUCCUGAGUCAGAUCAGUGUCAGGAACAUACUCUUCUCAAACAGUUGGUAAUUUAUUUUCUCUGUAGGUAGCUGACCAAAUACAUCUUCAAUAGAGCAUUUCUUGACACGGUUAGGCGGUCUCGAGUAGCUCGGUUCAGAGGGUAUUAUUAGACCCUUUCGACCAUAUUUAUUUAAUUUCAGAAGCAACACCGUGCUAUACAUGAUAUUUCCGCUGUACAGCUUAGCUUCCGUAGGCUGGUGUAUUCUUGAGGAUUUUGCCGGACACUUUUGCCAGCAAAUUUCCCACCCUUCCCUUGAUGUUCCUGAUGGUCAAAGUGGCCCCGUUGUACUCAAGUGAGUUUGUAGUUUAUUAAACUUCCGAGGUUUGUGAGUAGUUCUUUCGCGCUGUUCGAUCCAAGGCACAUGCCUAUGUAGAUAAAAUAUGUACAUCAUUGAGAUAAUGGAGAAACCGAGCCAGAACUCUCGAUUUGGUAGGUA